CCAACAUCCACCAAUCUGUUUCCAGGCGAGGCGCAGGAUGACGGGCCAACAUGCAAGGACCCGAUCACAUCGCUUACACAAAGCCUUCUGGCCGCUGCGACGCGCUGGCGAGCCCACAAGCCCGCCAAUUAUCUGUAUUUGUACGAAGCUCGAAGAGCAUGAAGCUGGAGAAGCAUACAACCUGAACAUAUAGCAACCGACUUCAGCUCUCAUCCACCAUCAUCAAGGGCCUCAGCCAUGGCCGCCGACCUCAGCUUGCAGCUGUCCGAGUCGCUGACUCCCGGCCGCAUCGCCGCGUAUAUCCUUGCCUUUACCAUUGGUUCCUUCAUUGUCGACUUCACAUGGAAGCCGCGAUACGGCAAAUCGCUACCCCAAGUCGGUUUCGGCGACAGCCUACUUGGAACCGUCAAGAACUGGUUCUACUAUGCUACGCGAUUCGACUCGUGGGUAGCCGAGGGCUACGACAAGUAUUCCAAACACGACCGCGCCUUCGCCGUGCCCUCGAUCCCGAGCCGCCCGCUGGAGAUCGUUGUACCCCGGUCCCAGACUGCGUGGAUGCUCGAGCUGCCGGACCGGGUGCUGUCCACAAAAGAAGCCCACCGAGAUACUCUGUACAACGAUUACCUGUUCCUCGGCUUCGACGACCACGUUCCCAUCCAGACCAUCCAUAAGCACCUGGCCCGUCACCUCGUCGGUCUCAUCCCUGGCGUGCAAGAGGAAGUCCACGGAGCAAUAGACGCGACGUUCGGCAAGGACACAGAGAACUGGAAGGCCGUGAAUCUGUGGGAGGCAUGGCUGGGUAUCGUCCCGAGAGUCACGAACCGAAUCAUUGUUGGAGCGCCAUUAUGUCGUAACCAAGAGUUCCUCGACAGCCAAGUCGCCUUCGCCGACGACGUCGUCCGCAACAGCUUCAUCCUCCACAUGUUCCCCCGGAUUUCCCACCCGCUCGUCGGGCCCCUUCUAGCCCUUGUGAACUGGUGGCACUGGCGCAAAUCAUAUCUCCACGCCAAAUCCGUCCUCCAAAAGCGCCUCUCCGACAUGGCGCGUAAGGCGUCCGGUGUGGACCCCGCCUACGAUGACUGGCAGCCGCCCGAGGACAUGAUUACCUGGCUGAUCCGCCAAGCCCAAAUCGACGGCUGGGCGUCCGAGCUCACCCCAGAGGCGCUGUCCAAAUACAUCCUGCCCAUCGAGUUCGCCGCCAUCCACACGACCGUGAUGACGGGAUUCAACCUAGUGCUUGAUUUGCUCUCCUCGGACCCGUCCCUCAACUGCCUCGAGACCAUCCGCGAGGAGACCUCGCGAGUCUUCCGGGAAGAGGGGUCCGGCACCUGGACGAAGCAGGGCCUCGCCCGCCUGCACCGCACCGACAGCGCCAUCAAGGAGAGCAUGCGCCUCAGCCACUUCGCCCGGGGUCUGACCCACCGCAAGGUGGUCGCGCGCGAGGGCGUGACCAACCCGGCCGAGGGCUGGCACGCGCCGUACGGCGCCUUCCUGAUGCUCGACCUGGCCGGCACGCACCGCGAUGCGGAGCUGUACGAGAACCCGGAUGAGUACGACCCCUGGAGGUUUUCCCGCGAGCGCGAGGCCUACGAGGCGAGGCCGGCCGCGGAGAGAAACGACGCGGAGGAGGCGCUGAGGAUCAAACGGUUGGGCAUGGUGACAACGACCGCCGAGUACCUGUCUUUCAGUCAUGGGCGGCAUGCCUGUCCCGGGCGGUUCUUUGUCGCGCACGAACUAAAGAUGAUCCUGGCUUAUCUGGUGCAGAACUAUGAGUUGAAGCCGCUGCCUGAGAGGCCGAAGAUGUUCUGGUUCGGGGCGACUGCCAUUCCGCCGGUGCAGGUCAAGAUCGAGGUCCGGAGGCGGAAGGGGACUGUAUAAGGGUAUGGUUGGCGUCUGGGGAGGGGUUUACCGUUGGUUAUACUUGGGCACUCCGUGUUUGAAUAUAAAAGGGGCACACCCUGGUGUAUUUUCGAUAAUGGCUGGAUGGUCCGUCCGGCCAUUUCGUACGAUAAGCUAUGAGAUACGACUGAGAUGCAGCAUUUUGCAUUCGCAACGCAGCGACGAAG
Messenger RNA from Thermothielavioides terrestris NRRL 8126, 2066 nucleotides. RefSeq lists its product as uncharacterized. Gene Ontology annotation, molecular function: monooxygenase activity; heme binding; iron ion binding. NCBI's taxonomy places the organism in Eukaryota, Fungi, Ascomycota, Sordariomycetes, Sordariales, Chaetomiaceae. The record is from RefSeq and is a predicted model, not a curated record. Bases 238 to 1878 code for a protein of 546 amino acids. The transcript has 3 exons.